Chironomus riparius is the source of this 15645-nucleotide messenger RNA. The record is from the annotation of a GenBank genome assembly. Lineage: Eukaryota; Metazoa; Arthropoda; Insecta; Diptera; Chironomidae.
AGUAAUUAUUGUGACAGUGAAUUAAAGAGUUGGAAAAAGUUAAGUAGUGAAAUAAAAUUGAGACUAGUGACUAGUGUCUAGUGCAAGAAUAGUGAUAAAACUGUGUCAGUGUGUUAAUACAUGCCAAAGUGCAUGAUACUCAAGUGACAUUGUGUUCUGUCACACGUACACACACAAAGACUUGUGAAUUUUGAGUGAUAAAAAAUGAGCAAAAUAUAAAAAAAAAAUAAUUUAAGAAGAAAUAAGAAGUGAUAAACAGCAUUAAGUGCCUAAAAAUAGAACCAAAAAAAUGGCGAUAAAAAACUUUAAAUGGAUUUUUUGCUUAACAUUGAUCUACAUUUAUCUGUCAAAUCAUGUCACUGUGUCACAAAUGGUGUUUCGCGACAGUGAUGAACAAGAUACAAGACCUGUGUACAGUCAAAGGAGUUCGUGGGUUGUACGAAACCCAACAAAUACAGGUGGCAUCAAAACGGUAAAGACUGUUUAUUCAUCAAGAUCUAUGGAUCCGGUUAAUGAACCAAUGGCUUUGCAAUACAAUCCUUAUCAAACAGGAUCUCAAUCGCAGGCCAAUGCUGGUUCAAUGAGCUAUGGCUAUCAACCUGGCAUGAUGCAGUCAGGAUCACAAUCUCAAGCCAAUGCUGGCUCAAUGAGCUAUGGUUUCCAGCCUGGUAUGCAGCAGUCAGGAUCUCAAGCUAAUGCUGGCUCAAUGAGUUACGGCUAUCAACCUGGUGUGCAGCAACCUCAAUUUGGCAGUGGCAGUGGAUCAUAUGCUUCCGCAAGCUCUUCAUCAUUCUCUGGUGCUCAGUGCACAACAAAGCCAAAAAUAUCUCCAAACACCAAACUUCAAUGUGGAUCAGGUGCCUGCAAGAUUACAUGCCUCGAUGAGUAUAAAUUUCCAAAUGGCGAAAGCACAAUGUCACUUUCGUGUAUGAAUGGCCGAUGGAUUGUUCAGAACUUUGAGUAUAAUGAAGUUCCACCGUGUGAACCUGUUUGUUUGCCAAAAUGUUUAAACAAUGGAAUUUGUAUUUCACCGGGACAGUGCAAAUGUCCUGAAAAUUUCAUGGGACCGACAUGUCAAAUGAAAAAGGAGCUUUGCCUUAAAUCACCGCCACUUCCAGCAAACUCAAAGCGAUCUUGUACAUCAGCGAUGUGUACUGUAACAUGUAUGAAAGGCUAUAAGUUCCCAGAUGCAUCGCUCUCGAUGAAUCUUUUAUGCAAAAAUGGAGCAUGGAUGCCGGAACGACAGGAAAUUCAAAACAUUCCCGAUUGUGAACCUACAUGCGAGCCUUCUUGUCGAAACGGUGGAACUUGUUUAUCAUACAAUGUUUGUCAAUGUCCGCACAAUUUUAGAGGACCACAGUGCCAAUAUAGCAUGGCUGAUUGUUCACCGAAGAAAAUGGAUUUCAAUGGUCCUUACAACUGUUCAUCAACUGGCGAUCUCAUAUCAUGCAAGCUGAAAUGUCCAAAAGGAAUAAGUUUUGAAUUUGAGCCAGCAUCUGAGUACACAUGCAAUUAUGCUGUUGGUGAAUUCUAUCCGAGACAAGUUCCGAAAUGUGUUUACGGAGAUGGAGUUCUCGUCUUUCAAAAUGAACCAACUCAUACAUUCCAAUUUGGUCAGUCAAAUGGAACAUAUAUCAAGAAGAAAGGAGCUACAAAAAUGGUCACACAGACAUAUGAAGAGUCUGAUGGUGAGGAUGAGGAGGAAAUUGAGGAAACUAUCAUAAAGAAGACAAAAGUCAUCAAGAAAAAGAAAAAGAAGGCAAAAGUGUCAUGGGAGGAGGACGAGGAAAUGUUUGAAACGCCAGGCGUUUAUCAGCUGUACAUGUCAGGAGAUGUAGAAAUGCAGAUCCGAACACCAAAGCCCAGUAUCUGCAUGUUAUGGAACGGCAAUAAAAUUAAAACAUUUGAUGGUGUCACAUACUCGCAUGAACUCUUCUGCUCGCAUGUUUUGGUCCAAGACUACAAAGAUGGAAGCUUUAAUGUUAUUUUACGUUCAUGUCCUUACGAUUCAGUACAGCCAUGUCCACAUGCAUUGGAAAUUUUCCUACAAAAUGAGCAAUUCACAUUUGAGAAUGAUAAUGGAGAAGUAAAAAUGUUUACCACAAAGAAGGAAUUCCCCAUUCCGGUACAGAUUUCUGGCUUAAAAGUGACAAGAUCUGGAUUAGAUGUUAGAAUUUUGUUAGAGUCAAUUCCACUGACCAUCACAUGGGAUUCAAAAAAAUUUGUUCAGAUUGAUGCAUCAGCAAGCAUUUUCAAUCGAACAGCUGGCAUUUGUGGUACAAUGGAUGGAAUCAUGAGCAAUGAUUUUAUGUCAAAAGAUGGAGAAUUUCAUAAAAUGCCAUCAACAUUUGUUGAUUCAUGGCGUGCACUGAGUAUGGACAAGAGUAAGGAGCAAUGCAUUCCUCGUCUACAGAAGAUGGAAACGCAAACAGCAUGUGAGACAUCUGUUGAUGAGAAGGCAAAUCUCAUAUGUACGGAUUUAUUGAAAAAUCCAAGAAUGACCAAUUGCUUUAAAAAUUUCAAUAAGGAUGUUUUAAUGAAAAAUUGCAUUUCGGAUUAUUGUGAUUGUAAAAAUACUUUGAGACGUACGGAAUGCAGUUGCAAUGGAAUUUCUGUGCUUGCAAAGGAUUGCCGUUUCCGUGGUAUUAUGUUGAAUGAUAGCUGGAGAGACCAUCAAAUAUGUCCAUUAAAUUGCACCAAUGGUCGUGUGUAUAAAUCAUGUGGACCAUUGAAUGAGCCAUCAUGUGGGUCCGCCAUAGAGACUAAUUCAUUAGAUUGUCGUGAAGGAUGCUUUUGUCCCGACGGAACAAUGCUUAAUGAUGGUAUUUGCGUCAAGAAGGAAAUGUGUCCAUGUAAGUUGAAGGGCAAAGCAUUUCCACCAAACAGUAAAAUUAAGCGCGACUGUAAUACAUGUACAUGCGAGAACGGUAAUUGGGAAUGCUCAUCAAAAACAUGUGGCUCACGAUGUUCAUCUGUCGGAGAUCCUCAUUAUGUAACAUUCGAUGGAAAGCGAUACGAUUUCAUGGGUAAAUGCUCAUACUACUUAAUGAAAACCGAUGAACUUACUGUAGAAGCGGAAAAUGUUGCAUGCUCGGGUGCAAUAUCAGAGAGUAUGAAUUUUCUUCCAUCAUUUACGACUGAAAUGCCAUCCUGUACGAAGUCACUCACAAUGAAGUUUAAUGACAAUGCUGGCCAAAAGAGAAUAAUUAAAUUGAAGCAGGGUGGAUUUGUGCUUCUUGAUGGUUUUGAAGUCUCAACAUUGCCAUGGGACUUAGAUGAUGGUGCAGUUGUAAUAAAGCAAGCUAGUUCAACCUUCCUUGUCGUUGAUUUCCAUGAUGGCGUUCAAGUAUGGUGGGAUGGAGCAACCAGAGCAUACAUUGAUGCACCAGCAUCUUAUCGUGGAAAGACUAAAGGGCUUUGUGGAACAUUUAAUUCUAAUAUGCAAGAUGAUUUUCUUACACCGGAAGGUGACAUUGAAACGACUGUUCAUCCAUUCGCAAACAAAUGGCAAACGAAAGAGUCGUGCGAUUUUAUCAGUGACAAAAUUAUACCGCAUCCAUGUCAAAUGAAUCCAGAAAAUAAAGCAAAGGCUGAGAAAAUUUGCUCUAAGGUAUUAAAAGAUAAAAUUUUUGAGGAGUGUCACUUGUUUGUUGAUCCAGAGCCAUUCUAUGAGGAUUGUAUGUACGAUAUGUGUGCAUGCAAAGGAGAUGCUAGUCAAUGUGCAUGUCCAAUAAUGGCUGCUUAUGCUACGGAAUGUGCACGACAAGGAACGAUACUUAAUUGGAGAUAUCAGGUUGCUGAGUGUGCCAUAAACUGCCCCGACGGACAAGUCUUUGACCAAUGUGGCGAAGCUUGUUCACGGACAUGUUAUGAUUUACAAAAAGACACACCAUGCAAACUGCAAUGUGUAGAAGGUUGUCGCUGUCCACCCGGUCAAGUGCUGGAUGAAAAUAAUGAAUGUGUCGUGAUUUCAAUGUGUAAAUGCACUUACAAAGGCUUGGAAUUUAAACCUGGAUAUAAAGAAGUCCGUCCGGGAAGCAAACUUUUACAGCUUUGUACAUGCACAGGUGGUAAAUGGAUAUGCAUUGACGCAAGUGAUUCGGAUGCUGUUAACUAUCCAGCUGCUGGUGAUAUAUCAAAGAAAUGUUCAGCUGUAAGACAUGAAAUAUUCACAACAUGUGAAUCGGCAGAGCCAUUGACAUGUAAAAAUAUGCACUUAAAUGUUUCAACAUCAACGGCUUUAUGUCGUCCUGGAUGUGUUUGUAAACUUGGUUAUGUGCUUGAUACGAUUUUGAAGGCAUGUGUGUUGCCGGAAAACUGUUCAUGUCAUCAUGGUGGAAGAAGUUACAAUGACGGUGAUAAAAUUAAGGAGGAUUGUAAUACAUGUGCAUGUAAAGGCGGUAAAUGGGCAUGCACAGUGAAAGAGUGUGCAUCAACAUGUAGCUUAUGGGGUGAUAAUCACUUUACAACAUUCGAUGGACGUGAAUUUGAUUUCCAAGGUGUAUGCACAUAUGUUCUGUCAAAAGGAAAAGUCUUAAAUGCUGACGGAUACUCAGUUACAAUUCAAAACGUAUUAUGCGGUUCUAAUGGCGUCACAUGCUCAAAAGCAUUGACAAUUAAUCUUGUCGGCGAAGAACCAGAAUCAAUUACAUUGUCAUCUGAUACAGCCGUGCCGGGUAUCAAAGGCUUAUUAGAAGCAAAGCCAUUGAAAAAAAUGCUCACGUAUCGUUCGGGUGUCUUUCUCAUCGUUGAAAUACCACAUAUUGGUGUAAUGCUUAAAUGGGAUCGAGGCACACGAGUAUAUUUGAGAUUGGAGAAUCGUUGGAAGGGUAAAGUUCAGGGAUUAUGUGGAAAUUACAAUUAUGAUGCUCUUGACGAUUUUCUCAAUCCAUCGGCUGGUAUUGAAAAUAAUCCAAUUAUUUUUGGUCACUCAUGGAAGCUCGAUGACUCUUGUUCAAUGCCAACUGAACAAGUUGACUCGUGUACAUUAAAUCCACAGAGGAAAACAUGGUCGCAAUUUAAAUGCGGAUUAUUGAAAUCAUCGGAAUUUGCACAAUGUCACUCGGAAGUUGAAGUUGAUAGCUACUACAAACGAUGUGUUCAUGACACAUGCAGUUGCGAUCUGGGUGGCGAUUGUGAAUGUUUGUGUACGUCUUUGGCUGCAUAUGCUUAUGCAUGCACAGCAAGAGGAAUUAACAUUCGCUGGAGGACACCUGAUUUGUGUCCAAUGCAAUGCAAUCCAACGUGUUCAAACUAUAAUCCGUGUAUUGAAGCAUGUCCGGUUGAAACGUGCGAUAAUAUGAUGCAUCCAUUGAAACAAGAGCGUCUUUGUAAAAGUGAUAAUUGCAUUGAAGGCUGCAAACUUCGUGAAUGUCCAACUGGAACUGUUUAUAAGAAUGACUCAUACACGGAUUGUGUUCCAAAGUCAAUUUGCAAGCCAGUUUGUAUGGUAGUUGAUGGAGUUACUUACUACGAAGAUGAUGUCAUAGAAUCUGAUGGAUGUUAUACAUGCAAGUGCUCACGUGGAGCUGAAGUUUGCACUGGAACGCCAUGCAUUGAUAAUGCACAAAAAGUUGAGAGUUUAUUUGUUUGUGAAACUGGAUGGACAGAAUGGUUGAAUCAGGAUAUAAUGCAAAAUACUUCAAUGCCUUCAAAAGCAAGUUACUUUAAGGAUGAUGAUAAGGAACCAAUGCCAAGGUCAUCUAAAUUCCAAGAAGCUGGACAGAAAGUUCAAUGUGCUCCAGACUUUUAUGCAUCAAUUGAGUGUCGAACAGUUGUUGGCCACAAUCAUCCAAAGAUGACAGGUCAAAAUGUUGAAUGCUCAAUGGAAAAUGGAUUAGUUUGCAAAGGUCAAUGCUUUGAUUAUGAAACUCGGUAUUUCUGUGACUGUGGUGCUUUCGGUCCACAACCAACGCUAAUAGACACCACAACAUCAACAAUUAAACCAACAACUGUGAAAAUUCCAAUCAUUCCAAUAAUACCAGUCAUUCCAUUCACAACACCAAAAUAUGAAAUUGCAAAAGUCUGUGAUCCAUCAGUUCCAUUAGUUAAGCAUCCAGCUGAUUGUAGUAAAUAUUUACAAUGUGUGAUGAGUCACGAUGGACUUUUUGAAUAUGUUGAACAAACAUGUGGCAGUUCGAUGAUGUUCAAUCCAACAGCAAUGGUAUGUGAUUGGCCAGCAAGUGUGAUUGCAAUCAAUCCAAAUUGUGGUAAGCCAAAAGAAGAACUUCAAGGUGACUGUCCAAUGGGUUAUGUAUGGAAUGAUUGUGCUGUUCCAUGUAGACGAGCAUGCAAUUAUUAUGGACGGAUUUUAAUGAUCAACGGAAAUUGCACAGAAGCCUCAAAUGACUGUUUACCAGGUUGUGUGCCUAAGGAUGCAAUCACGAAAUGUGAAUAUCCAAAUUUAUGGAGAGACUGGAAGACUUGUGUAAAGUUGAUGGAUUGCACAUGUAUUGGACCAAAUAAUGAACAACUCAAACCUGGUCAAGUUGUUAAAAUUAGCGACUGUAAGACAUGUCAGUGCAUUAAUAAUGAAUUUAUCUGCACAGAAGCUGCGUGUGGCACUUCACCAAAACCAAUUAAAAUUAUAUCCGUACCAACUUAUCAUCCCGAUGCUGAAAUCAUCAUUACAGGCAAACCAUCAACUGCUUGGCCACAAGUAUUAUCAACAACUAAGAAAUCUGUAGUAAUAAUUGAAGAAGAGGAACAAGUUCCUUACUAUAUUACUAUCUGUGAACCAUUCCCACCACAUAUUGAACAUCCAAACAGUUGCUAUAAAUUCCUACACUGCAUGCCUGCGCCAAAUGGAAGUUAUGUUUAUGCUGUAAAGACUUGCUAUCCAGAUAUGAUGUACAAUCCAAUUGCUAUGGUUUGUGAUUGGCCAGACAGUGUAAAGAGACUGAAACCAAAUUGUGGAGUUGAUCCAGGAGAAAUAGAAAUUUGGGAAGUGUUAGGAAGAAAACCAACAACAACAACACAACAACCAAGAAGGAAAGUUACUGGACCUGAUGAAACUGAUUACUUUGAAGGUGAACCACCAGCAUAUAUUCGUGAAUGUAAUCCUGCAAAUCCACUUGCUGUACAUCCAAAUAGUUGCAUAAAAUACCUGUUGUGUGCUGAAAGCUCGCCUCAUAACUUUAAAUAUACAGAAAAGAAGUGCAAUAACUACCCAAAUAUAAUGUUCAAUCCAAAUACUUUAAAAUGUGAUACAGCUGAUAAUGUUAAGCUUGCCAAUCCAAAAUGUGCAACUGACAUUGGCGAGACUGAUUAUUGGGAAGAAAUUGUUGAGAAAGUCACACGAAGAUCUACAACAACAACUCGAUCAUCUGGAUUUGUAUCGACAUCAAGACCAGCCGUUGAUGGAACAAUAUCAUUUGCAGCAUCAACAAUUCGCCCUGUCACCAUUAGACCAACAGAACCAGGAAGAACUGCACCAUACAUAACUAUUUGUGAACCAUCUCCUCCACAUAUUGAACAUCCAAACAGUUGUUAUAAAUUCUUGCAUUGCAUGCCAGCGCCAAAUGGAAGCUACAUGUAUGCAGUUAAGACAUGUUAUCCUAAUAUGAUGUACAAUCCUGUUGCUAUGGUUUGUGACUGGCCUGAUAAUGUGAAGAGAUUGAAGCCAAGUUGUGGUAUAAAUCCUGGAGAAACUGAUCUUUGGGAGUUGGAUAUUAAAACCACAACACCUUCCACAAAGAGAAAGUUCACACUUCCAGAACACACAGACACUGAUUAUUGGGAAGCAGAAGUAACAACUAAGAAACGAACAACUCCACGAGAUAUUCCAGUACAUGAAAUUGAAAUAACUCAGACCAGACCAUCAACAUUACCUCCUCAUUCACAAAUAACAGGCACACCAAUGAAAAUAAUUGAUACAACACCGUCUGCAUACAUCCCUGGUCAAGUUACACCACCUGCUCAAAAACCAACUCCGAUUAUUUUUGUUCCACCAAUUUAUGCCCCUCCUGGACAAAUUACACCGAUUGCGGAAUCAACUACCCAACCCUCUGGAAUGUUUGGUCCACCAUUGCCACCAUUUGAUCGUAAAGUACCUCCAUUACCACCAAUUAAAACUACUGUCGCACCUGUUGAUGUUCCUUACUACAUUACUAUCUGUGAACCAUUCCCACCACAUAUUGAGCAUCCAAACAGUUGCUACAAGUUUCUACAUUGCAUGCCUGCUCCAAAUGGAAGCUAUAUUUAUGCUGUGAAGACUUGCUACCCAGACAUGAUGUACAAUCCAAUUGCUAUGGUUUGUGAUUGGCCAGAUAGUGUAAAAAGAUUGAAGCCUAGUUGUGGAAUCAACCCUGGAGAAAUUGAAAUUUGGGAAGUCCUAGAAAGGAAACCAACAACAACUACUCCUUCAAGAAAAUUAGUGACACAGCCUGAAGAAUUGGACACAGAUUAUUGGGAAGGUCAGAAAGUUACUCUUAUAAAACUAGUUUCAGAAACUACAACGACUGUAAAGCCAUUACCGCCAAUCGGAGGUCCACCAUUACCACCAUUUGGACGAGAAAUAACUCCCCCAUUCCCAACUUUACCUCCACUUGGGCAAAAAACAACACCUACUCCUGCAUCUAUUAUAGAGAUACCUUACUACAUUACUCUCUGUGACCCAAAUCCUCCACAUAUUGAACAUCCAAACAGUUGUUAUAAAUUCUUGCAUUGCAUGCCUGCUCCGAACGGCAGUUAUGUCUAUGCUGUAAAGACUUGCUAUCCAGACAUGAUGUAUAAUCCAGUUGCAAUGGUUUGUGACUGGCCAGACAGUGUUAAGAGAAUUAAACCAAUUUGUGGUAUUAAUCCGGGUGAGACAGAAGUUUGGGAAGUAUUCCAACCCACAAUAGCACCAAUUACUCGUCCAGGAGCUGUUGACUCGACAGUUUCAACCACAUCUACAUUAUCACCUGAAAUGGUUGAAGUUCCAAUUUAUCUUGGUCCAUGUGAUUUAGAAAAUAAGCCAUUUGAUGAACAUCCUGAUGGAUGUCAUAAGUUCUUACAAUGUGUAUUGACUCCUAAUGAUACAUUCGUAUAUGAAGAAAGAACUUGUGGAAUUAACAAAAUGUUUAAUCCAAAGACACUCGAUUGUGAUGAUAUUGCCAAUGUUCAAGCUAUUAAACCAAUAUGUAGAACUUCACCUGGUGAACCUGGAGAAUUUGGACAGACUGGUAAGAGAAUCGUUAGACCAGGAGUUAUAACAACAAGAAGACCAGAUAAAAUCAAGCCUACUCGUAAACCAACAACUACAACUAUACCGCCUGUAGUCACUGAAUCUACAUUAACGCCUUUGAUUCUACUUCCAUCAACUGUAACUCCACCAAUUGUUUGUGAAAAGAGUAAAUUGGUUCCAUUGCUUCAUUUGCUUCCUGAUACUGCAUUUACAUCAAGCAGUGUCCUUGGAAGAGCCUUCAAACCGGAAUCAGCGAGAUUAGAAUCACGUCCAAGUGAUGGAUCUGUUGGAAGUUGGUCACCAGCCACAAAUGACUUGAAUCAAUAUUUGCAAAUCGAUUUUCCAUCAGCAAUGCCAAUUUAUGGAGUCAUGGUUAGAGGAAGUCCACUUCUUACUCAAUAUGUGACAAGCUUUAAGGUUCUUUAUAGUUUGGAUGGAAUUGUCUAUCACAUUAUUCCAGAUGCAAGUGGAAAUCCACUAAUUUUCAGUGGUUCUAUCGAUCAGAAUACGCCAGUUCAACACAUUUUUAGAACUCCAGUUGAAGCUAAACUAAUUCGCUUCUAUCCAUUGACAUGGCAUGAAGGAAUUGCUAUUCGUGUUGAAAUCUUAGGAUGUCAGAGAGAUCCAAGACAACCAUUAACAUUGCCACCUGCACCAACCACGACUACAAAAUCUAUAGAAACUGUCACACAGCCAACGAAGAUAAUUGAAGAAGUUUUUGCGCCAAUCACAACGCCAGCUUCAGUCUUUACAAUCACAACUAUACAGCCACUCUGUGAUGAUCCAUUGGGUGUUGAAAACAGCAAAUUAAGUCCUAAUCAAAUUACUUUCAGUUCCAUAAAAGAUGCAGGAUCUGUAAAAACAAAAGUGCGUCGUAAUCCACUUGAAAUUAUAAAACUGUCAUCCGCACGAGGCUGGAUGCCGCUAGCUGAUAAUGUUAAUGAAUAUGUCAUGUUCGACUUUAUGGAGAACCGCAAUCUUACCGGUGUUAUAACAAAAGGAGGUGAAUAUGGCUGGGUCAAGAGCUUCACAAUUCAAUACUCAAAAGACAACAUAAUUUGGAAUAAAUUAUUUGAUAAGAACGGCAGGCCAGCGCAAUUCCUUGCAAAUGUCGACUCUGAUAAUGUUAAGAAAAAUCACUUCCGUAGUCCAAUUAAUGCGAGAUACUUAAAGAUUCAACCAUUAAAAUGGCAUCAGGCGAUUGAAUUGAAAUUAGAGCCAAUUGGAUGCUAUUUGCCUUAUCCAACACCUGACCCAACCUUAACAACAACAACAUCAAAAUAUCCCGAGGAUGUAGAGAUUAUCACACCAGAAUCGAUUUGUGGUAUUUGUAAAGGUGCUCUUGUUCCAUUGUCGGCUAAUAACCGCGACACGUGCUUAUGUUAUCCACCACAAUAUUGGAAUGGAAUUGAAUGUGUACCGCAAAGUGAUUGUCCAUGCUUUGAAGGUCAUAUGAGCUAUCCAGUCGGUGAAGCAUAUAGAACUGAGGAUUGUGCUGAAUGUAUGUGCCAAAUGGGUGGAAUUCCACAAUGUACACCAAAGACUUGCUCUCUAUGUCCAAAAGGACAAAAAAGAGUAGCACCAGGAACUUGUGACUGUAAAUGCGAACGAUGUCCACCAGAUACUGUCAUUUGUCAAUCGAGUGGUGAAUGCAUACCAGAAUCAAAAUGGUGCGAUGGACAAAUUGACUGUCCAGAUGAUGAGCUUAAUUGCCUAAUUACUGAGCAGCCUUCGAUUACUGUCAAUAGAACUGAGACUAUAACAAUUACAAAGAAGUGUCCCGACCCCUCAUGUCCCCCUGGAUUUGCAAUUAAACCAAAGAAAUCUCGCAAAUCUAAAAUGAGCAGUCGUUUCAGCGAUGACGAAGAAGAGGAUGACAAGCCACAGCAUCAAUAUUAUUAUAUUAAGGCCAAAUACACUGCAAGCUAUGAAGCAAUUCUUCCAAUCUCGACAUCAAAAGACCAGCAAGACAUAAACUCAGAGGAGUGCUUCGAAUUUAUGUGCAUUCCAAUUGUCGAUUCUGCCGAGAUACCUGAUUAUGCACAAGAGAAUCAAACGAAAAUUAUUCGUUGUCCUGAACCGAAAUGCCCUCGAGGUUACAUGCUAAGACUUCAAAUACAAAAGUCGGCUAAUGAGUGUGCAAAAUUCACAUGCGAACCGAUUGCCGAGAAUGAUGCCGUAUGCAACGUAACCGGCCGCACAUUCAAUACAUUUGAUUCAACUGAAUUUAAAUAUGACAUUUGUAGUCAUCUUCUUGCUCGAGACGUGUCAGAUGAGAAGUGGAACGUGAUAAUGAGAAAAAAUUGUUCGAGUGGAAAUAAUGUUUGCAGCAAAGAGAUUGAAAUUAGAGAUAAAGUUGCAAAAUAUACAUUAAUUCUCUAUCCAUCUUUAACUGUUAAUCUUGAUGGCUAUUACUAUACGGUUCAACAAUUGCAAAAUUCAAAUCGUAAAAUGUCAUUCGUUGUGUCCAAAAAUGGUGACAAUUUGCUUUACGUAUCGCACACACACGGCUUUUGGAUAACGAUGGAUCAAUAUGGUGAUGUUAAAUUGGGAAUAUCAUCGCAAUAUGUCAAUCAGGUUGAUGGUCUCUGUGGUUUUUAUAGCAAUGAAAAAACUGAUGAUAAACGAAUGCCAAAUGGAAAGUUAGCAACAUCAACAGUUGAAUUUGGUGACAGUUGGUCAGUUAGCCAGACAAACAAAGAAGACUGUGAGCCACAAGUAUGUCCAAAAAUGCUGCAAGAAGCUGCAUGGACGAUGUGUAAUUUAGUUAAAGAUGAUAUCUUCUUGCCAUGCACAAAGUCAAUUAAUCCAACACAUUUCAUAUCGACGUGUUUGGAGACAGCUUGUGAUUGCUUGCAAGCACUAACAAAUGGAACGGCACCGGCAUCAAUUUCAGCGAGUGAUUUUGAGAGCUUCAAAAAGGAGUGUAAAUGUUCAAUGUUAAAGAAUUAUGUUGUUGAGUGUAUGGCAGCUGAUGAAAAUGUACAUUUAGAGACAUGGCGAUCAGUGCAUUCAUGUGAAGCUGUUUGUGCUGCACCAUUAGUCCAUCAAGAUUGUUAUCGUCGAAAGUGUGAAGUGACAUGCAAUAAUUUACAAUCAGCAGAUUGUGCAAACAUUCCUGGUACAUGCUUCUCUGGCUGCUUCUGUCCAUCGGGAACAGUUAAAAAAGGCUCAACAUGCAUACCAAUUAGUGAAUGCCGUGAUUGUGUCUGUGAUGGAUUUGGAAAGUCACAAUAUCUGACAUAUGAUCGUAAAAACUUUACAUUUGACGGCAACUGUACUUACUUGUUGUCACGUGACGUUACAUUGCAAAAUGUCCAUACAUUUGAGGUUUAUGCAACUAUAGGACCAUGUGACACUAAAGCAAAUACAAUAGCAAAGAAGAAAGUAACAUGCACACAGGCACUUCAUAUCACAUAUGGAAGCCAUAUCAUCCACAUACAAAAGAACUCAAUGAAGAAUCUUGAAGUCAUUGUCGAUGGAAUAAAAUUAUCGGGCUUGUCAUACACACAAGAUUGGAUAAAAAUUACGGAACAAGGAAAGGCACUCAACAUGUUAUUGCCAGAGUCUCAAGUGGAACUUGUUACGAUGUUUGAAGCAAUGUCGUUUAGUAUUAAAGUGCCAAGUGUGAAAUAUGGAAAUAAAAUGGAAGGAAUUUGCGGCAAUUGUAACGGAAAUCCUGAAGAUGACUUGACUACCAAUCCAGCCGUGCCAAAUUUGCCACUUACUAACACACCAAUUCAAAACUUUGCUCUUAGCUGGCUGGCUGAUGAACCAAAACUUAAACUCACUGAAGACAAAGACAAAUGUUACGUCGAUGAAGCAAGUGAAUGCCUCCCACUACCACCAGAAACAGAUCCAUGCUUUAAAAUUCUCGAUGAAGACAUUUUCGGCAAAUGUCAUAUGGUUGUUGAUCCAAUUAUGUAUGUAACAGCAUGUCAACAAGAUUUGUGUCGAACAGGUCCAACACAAAAAGGUUCGUGUGAAUCACUCGCUGCUUAUGCUCGCGAAUGUGCACGUAAUGGUGUUUGUGUUGAUUGGAGACGUAAUGGACUCUGUACAAUGGAAUGUGUUGCUCCUUAUGUAUAUACGCCAUGUGGAUGUCCUGAAACAUGUCAGACCGUACAAGCUAGAGAAAAUUUGAUAAAAUCUUCGCCAGCCUUAAACGACCCGAAGACAAUUGAAAAGAUGAGAUCGAUAUGUAAUGCUGGCAUGAGUGAGGGUUGCUUCUGUCCAAAAGGAUUGGUCUUACACAAUGGAAAAUGUCUACGUGAGAUUGAAUGUCGAGCAUGCGAUGAUAAAGGUCAUUUACCAGGCGACAUAUGGCAUUUAGAUGUGUGCACAAAAUGCACUUGCCAGAAUGAUUCAACAAUUCAAUGUCAAAAGACUCAAUGUCCAGCACAGCAGACGAUUUGUGGAAUAGGAUUUACGGCUCUUGAAUCAUCACAGUCGUCUGGAGAAUGUUGCAAGAAAUAUGCCUGCGUACCGGAAGUCAAAACAUUAGUACCGACUACUUGUUCUCAAUUAGUAUUGCCAAAAUGCGGUGUCGAUCAGACAAAUAAAAUAAUAAACGACACAAAUGGAUGUUCCAAAUAUAUUUGCGACUGCAUACCAAAAUCACAAUGUAAACCAACACAAAACUAUAAUACGACAAAACUUGAGCCUGGAUUUAAGGCAAUAAUCGACACAACAGGAUGCUGUCCCGUAUCGAAACUUAUUUGCGAUAAAUCACUAUGCCCGCCCAGACCUAUACAGUGUACGGAAGCAUUUUAUGUUGUGGAAAAGACAAAGAGUGCUGAUGAUAAAAUUUGUUGCGAUAUCUACGAGUGUCGACCACCGUCAGAUCGUUGUGUUGCAACAAUUAAUGGCAAUAAGAUAUUGAAAAAGAUGGACGAGAUAUGGCCAACAGAUGAUGCUUGUGUGAAGGCACAAUGUGCCUUUGACACAAAUGGAAAUCCUAUAAUUAAAACGCAGCGUGAAAUUUGUAAUACAAUAUGUCAAGCGGGUUCGGAACUGAAACCAAUACCAGGCAAGUGUUGUGGUGAGUGCGUUAAAACCAAAUGCAUUGUGGACAACAAACUAUAUGAUAUUGGACAGACGUGGUCAAGUGAUGACAAUUGUACGACAUUCGAAUGCAACAUCAAAGAUGGUGAAACAAUGAUUUCAUCAAUGAUGCCAACAUGCCCUGACAUCUCAUCCUGUCCAAUUUUGAUGCGUUACAAAGAUGGAUGCUGUGAGAAGUGUAAAAUGGAAUCAUUGUCACAGAAGAACUGCAUGCCUGAGUCAUUGGCCGAGAGUACAACAAUUGGUUUGAUACAAAUUCAGAUGCCGCCGCACGGAAAUUGCAAAAAUGUGAAUGGUGUGAGAGGAAUUACGGAAUGUGUCGGAUCAUGCAAGAGUGGCACUAAAUUUGAUCCAAUGACUCUACAUCAACUAAAAACUUGCGAAUGUUGUUCCGUAAGUGGAGUUCGUGAAUUGCCUGUAGAACUUGUUUGUGAUGACAACUACAAGUUUAUAAAGAACUUUAAUGUACCUGCAUCAUGUUCAUGCUCUAAAUGUGGCAUUGAGGAACAACUUAAUAAGCUGAGAGCUGCUUUUUAAGCAUACAAUGAAGACAUGAAAUUAAAAUUGAUUGAGUCGAGGAAGGAAGAAGAACUAAGCUAUUUAAUUACCUCAAUGUUGAUUAUGAAGAGAAAGUUUUCUACUUUACUCGUUUAUUUUUGACUGCACACACAUACAUAAAAGCACACAAGUUUUUAUUUCUCUGUUUAAUUUUGCACACAAAGUUUUAUGCACAAAUACGAGCAAUUUUAGUUUUUAUUCUUGUUUUUUUUUGGGGGAGGGCACAUGGAAAAAUGUAUAAUUUUAUUGAGGCAAAACUAGUAGUUUUGGUGAUUUGGUGUUAAAAUAGAAUUGUCUUCAGCAGGAGCUUAUUCAAACCCUUGGCUGCAUUCUUUUAUUUUUUGCCUUUAGACCUUUAUAGACUCUCUUGAACCCAUUUGAGUUAAGUCUACAAAAUUAGUCCUUGAAACUUUAAUCUUAAAUACUUUUAAGAUUAAUUUUUUCGAAGAUUUCUACCCAAAAAACUAUUCAAUAAUCAAGAAUUAAAUUGCCCAAUAAAGCAACUGGCACUCAAAUUCAGCACCUAAGCACUUUCAUGCACAUCUUUAGUUAUACAUUAAUUUAAGCACUACUGAGCACACAUUUGCACGCAAACUUAGAGAUUUUUUGUAUGUUAACGAUUGAUGAUUGGUAUGAACAAUGCAAGCUUUCUGAAUCUUGUUCCUUAAAACUUACAGCUACACUUCUUUUUAAUUAUAAAAUACAUAACAAAUGUUUAGAGGUUCAGAAAGUUUACUUUAUUUUACAAUUACUAUCAAUCGUUAUCAAUUAACAACGACAUCAACCAAUAAGUUUUAUUUUGUAAAAUUCUUGCACAAAAAAUGCACAAAAUGCACAAAUAAAAAAUUCGAAUUGUA